AGACCAACUUGAUGACAAGUAUAUAUAUAUUGGAGAAGAAAUGGUAGGGAAAUUAUUACCACUUUAUGAUGUAACCUACUUUAGCUCAAUUUCAGUAUUUCACCAAAUCAACGCAGUUUUGAAUAGGGGACUAGGAGGGCUCAACACUUAUUGGGCCGAUAAAUGGGCAUAAUGAUAGGUAACUCCAGGCUUUUCCCAAACGUUUUAGGCUAUUAAGAGAGGGUAGAAGGAAGAGAGAGAGAGAGAGAAACAGUGUCGUUUUGAGACAAUGAGUAGGAAAAUGGGAUCGAACGCAGGCAGCUCCGGCGAGAACAGUUCUCCGAAUCCAUUGAGGAACCCAUUUCAGAAAAGUGGGAAUCAGGCGGUGUACGAGGUGAUUGAGACGAAGAACGCGUGCGUGAUGAGAGCUGACUUACCUGGGUGUCUCGAGUCAGACCUCACCUACUGGGUCGACACCGUCGGCGGCAACAACGUCCACUUCUUCGCCGACGAACCAGCCAUGCCCGAGUACGAAAGCGCGGGACGCAAGUACGGAGGCUCCAUGGUGGUCAACCCAGAG
This is a messenger RNA of Camelina sativa (false flax), 559 nucleotides long. The record is from RefSeq and is a predicted model, not a curated record. NCBI's taxonomy places the organism in Eukaryota, Viridiplantae, Streptophyta, Magnoliopsida, Brassicales, Brassicaceae.